This is a messenger RNA of Fonsecaea multimorphosa CBS 102226, 276 nucleotides long. RefSeq lists its product as uncharacterized. Gene Ontology annotation, molecular function: acylphosphatase activity. The record is from RefSeq and is a predicted model, not a curated record. Lineage: Eukaryota; Fungi; Ascomycota; Eurotiomycetes; Chaetothyriales; Herpotrichiellaceae. The transcript has 3 exons. Bases 1 to 276 code for a protein of 91 amino acids.
AUGGCCAAAAGAAUUGCAUUCAAAGUCCACGGCAAAGUGCAGGGUGUCGCGUUUCGUGACUUUACCCAGAGGAAAGCCUCGAGCUAUGGCCUCACAGGCUUCGUCUCGAAUACCUCGGAUGGAAAGGUUGCCGGUGAAGCGCAAGGUGAUGAGGAAGCACUAAAGAAACUGAAGGCGGAUCUAGACUCAGGACCUCGAGCAGCCCACGUGGUCAAACUCGAAAUCAACGACAUUGGUGUCAAAGAGGGAGAGAAGUCGUUCGAGGUCUCAGCAUGA